Molecule: messenger RNA, 1095 nt
Organism: Cotesia glomerata
Lineage: Eukaryota; Metazoa; Arthropoda; Insecta; Hymenoptera; Braconidae
Product: protein big brother-like
Exons: 3
Coding region: 282-995 (237 amino acids)
Biological process (GO): regulation of transcription by RNA polymerase II
Cellular component (GO): core-binding factor complex; nucleus
Molecular function (GO): transcription coactivator activity; sequence-specific DNA binding
Source: RefSeq, a predicted model, not a curated record
CACUAGGCUUCAGUCCCCACUGAGACGUUGAAUUGCAAGGUACAAACGUUAGUGACUAUAUGUCAUAUAAUACUCAUCUACGAAAAAGUAAAGUUCAUUUUGCUUGUGAAAAAAUAAUUAACAUUAAAUGUGUUAAUUUUAGUUACCAUGUCUCAAGUUUCAUGAAAUCUCAAUUAAAAUAACGUGAAUGUGCAAUCUCGAUUUGUUAAUUAAUAACUUGAUUGGUGCAAGAAUUUUGUUGAAGUAAAGUAAUAAACAAUAAGAAAGGUAAAUCAUAUCUAAUGAUGAUGCACGCGAUGAGUGAACAUGCUGGAGGUGUUGGAGGCCUUGGUGUAGGUGUGUUACCUUUUGACGGAAUGGGUUUAUAUGAACAACCGCGUCCAAAAUUCGUUUUUAAGAUGCCAAGAGUUGUACCUGACCAAAAGGCUAAAUUUGAAAGCGAUGAGUUGUUCAGACGACUGAGCCGUGAAUGCGAGAUAAGAUAUACAGGAUUUAGAGACAGACCUCUCGAGGAACGUCAAGGCCGCUUUCAAAAUGGGUGUCGAGAGGGUCAUACAGAAAUUGCGUUUGCUGCGAUGGGAACAAAUCUUCAACUGACUUUCGGCCCUUCCACAGGAAAUUAUUCUAACGAACCGAGUACAUGUGAUUUCGACAAGGAACACGGAAAGGUUCAUUUGAAAUCACACUUAAUAAUGAACGGUGUAUGCGUAAAGUGGCGAGGUUGGAUCGAUUUAGAGCGUCUUGAUGGAGUUGGAUGUUUGGAAUUUGAUGAAGAAGCGGCAGCUAGAGAGGAUGCUCAAUUGCGCAAUCAGCUGAACCGAUACAAUGAACGCCUACGUCAGUUUGAUGAGAAACAACGGGCAUACAGAAACGCGGCAGCACAACAACCGCACCAUAAUCAUCAUCUUGGCCAUCAUCAUCAUCAUCACCAUCAUCUGGGUCAUCAUGUUUCGGGAACUAGUGGAGUAACAACACCAGCGGACAAAUUUUAUUAGAAGUUAUUAAAUUAAUACCAUUAGUAAUCAAUUUGGUUCAGUUAAUUGAAAAUUUUUAUUUUAUAUCAAUUUUGGUCAGAAAAAUACAUUAUUCAUUUAU